AUGGUGGAAUGUUUCGAGCUCUGGUGCAGUCUACGGCAGAACGGGAAGCAGCAGCAAUCCGUGCUGUUUCUCACGGUUCGCGGAAAGGAAAUGGAUUCUCUGUUGAAGAAUCUCGCUUUCUCCGACAAUUCGGCCAAGAUACUAUUCCAGAUGCUUAAACAAUUGCUUCUUGUCCACGUGAAUCCUGUUGACUUCCAAGCCAUUGGGAGGGAAAAAUUCAAUUAUUUGGUUCGUGCCGAGUCAAUGCCUUGUCGCAAUUUCAUCCUGUUGCUCAACAAACAGGCUUCCAAAUGCAAUUAUGGAGAAAGACUGGAAGAGCAAUUAUAUGAUCGCUUUAUCGCAGGCAUUAAAAAUGGGACUCUCCAGAGAAAGUUGCUUGAGAAAAAGGACCUAAAAUCUCCCGAUGCUCGGAGAAUGUGA
This is a messenger RNA of Echinostoma caproni, 420 nucleotides long. The record is from the annotation of a GenBank genome assembly. NCBI's taxonomy places the organism in Eukaryota, Metazoa, Platyhelminthes, Trematoda, Plagiorchiida, Echinostomatidae.